Messenger RNA from Paraglomus brasilianum, 348 nucleotides. The record is from the annotation of a GenBank genome assembly. NCBI's taxonomy places the organism in Eukaryota, Fungi, Glomeromycota, Glomeromycetes, Paraglomerales, Paraglomeraceae.
AUGUCUACUUUUCCGGAAACUUCUCUUACAGAUGAUCUCACUUCCGUUGAAUGUAAUCUCUUAAUAAAUCUACCACCACUUUAUACGCUCAACUUUGAUUUUCUUAUCGAUCCAAGACAUGAGCGCAACCAAAACCAAGAUUCAAGGCCUCCCCGGCCGCCUAAUUCUUGGAUCAUUUUUCGUAGAAUGUUCGAGAGCAGAUUACAAUCUCAACAAUCUGACCCCUUUAGGAUGGCUGGUGAAGAUUGGAAGAGUCAGCCUAAAUCGGCUUUGCAAUGGCAUAACAAAACUUAUCCUGACAACAAGCCGGUAAGGAAGAAGAAGAACAACUGGUACUAUAAGAGGUGA